AUGAUUAUUCUAUGUAUUGUUCAUCUUGCCAAACGAUCAAGUAGUGAAUCUUCAAAUCCAAUUCAUCCACCUAUAUUUCAUUUUCGUAGUCUUCCACGACUUUUUGGUAUUUGUGUGUACAGUUUUAUGUGUCAUCAUUCAAUUCCAAGUAUAAUAGCACCAAUACGUUCGAAAAAUAAACUUAAAUCUUUAUUUGCAUAUGAUUAUAUAUGUAUAUCAUUAUUUUAUUUAUUAUUAUCUUUAACAGCUAUAUUUACAUUUGAAUCAUUUGAAGAUCUUUAUACAUUGAAUUUUCGUCCAACAACACGAUGUACUCAUUCAAAUGUUAAUGUACCUAAAGUAUUAGCUUAUUUUAUAUCAUUAUUUCCUGUAUUUACAUUAAGUUCAAGUUUUCCAAUAAUUGGUAUAACAUUAAGAAAUAAUCUUGAAACUGUUUUAAAAUCAUGUUUAAAUGUUAAACGAAAACAACGUUUUCUACUUGUUAUAUUUGUUCUUUUAUUACCUUGUACAGUUAGUAUAUUAAUAGAAAAUAUUAAUUUUCUUGUUGGUUUUACUGGUUCAUAUGCCGGUGUAGCUGUACAAUAUGUUAUACCAGCAUUAUUAGUUUAUAAUGCACGACGUCAAGCACAAGUUAAACUUCGUCGACCAGUACAUUUUGAUAAUCAAUCAUUUUUUCAAAAUAAAUAUUGGGUUUUUGGUGUACUUUUAUGGGCAUGGUUAGCUGUUAUUGUUAUAACAAUAUAUAAUAUACUUCCAUCGAAUAUUUUUAUGUAA
Messenger RNA from Rotaria sp. Silwood2, 774 nucleotides. NCBI's taxonomy places the organism in Eukaryota, Metazoa, Rotifera, Eurotatoria, Philodinida, Philodinidae. The record is from the annotation of a GenBank genome assembly.